This is a messenger RNA of Cutaneotrichosporon oleaginosum, 915 nucleotides long. RefSeq lists its product as uncharacterized. Lineage: Eukaryota; Fungi; Basidiomycota; Tremellomycetes; Trichosporonales; Trichosporonaceae. The record is from RefSeq and is a predicted model, not a curated record.
AUGAUCCUUGACGACCCGUACACCGAGCCAGAGUACGUAGACAGGCGCCCUGGUGGAGACGAGCGCGUGCGACGCAUCUUUCGCUGGAGAGCGGAGCUCCCGCGCGGUACCACCACGCCAUCACCCGCCCGGCGCAUGCUGUUCAGCCCCAUGGCCAAACAACACGAAGACUCCAUCCACACCCCAACUCCCAACUCCUGGAGCAGGAUCAACAGCCCUGGUGUCUCCGUCAAGGCCAAGACACACGAAGACUUCCUCAAGACGCCCAAACCUGCUGCCACCCACCGUACAGAGGUGUUCGAUACAACUGUAACCUACGUCCUCUCGAAGCGCAGGGCCUAUGUCACCUCCUUCAGGCUUCCCCACGGCACGAUCUUCCGUGACGACAUUGAAAACUCGUAUCGCAUGAUCCAAGACCUCGCCGAGCGCUCGUCGCGCCUAUACGACGCGCUUUCUCCUUUCGAAGAACACGACGACGCACGCCUCCUCACCGCCCAGCUCGGGAAGGAGAUCGACAAGUGGGUGGCACACAAGUUCAGCCUCGAGCUCGCCAUGGCCACCAUUGCGCAGGCCGAGACGAGCGGCCAUCCGCCUAUUAUUGGGGACUUCAUGGACCUCCAGGCUUACAAGAGGAACGUCGCAAAGGUCGAGCGGGCGCCACUGGAGCUCGCGCUCCGCAUCGCGCAGCACCGCCCCUCGACCUCGCACCCAUUCAUUUCCUACACCCAACUCAAUAAGGUGGCCGAGAUAAUCGCCGCGGCUGAAGGGCUUGUGUUGGAACUCGCCCUCAUGGGCAUGGACGAGGCUCCCGCUUCAGGCAGCAGCCAGGUUGGCGAUGGCGACAGCUUCUCCGACGACAGCGGUAAGAAGCACUCCCUUCUUCAACGGCUUUUGGGUUUCGGAUGGGGUAAUUAG